UGAGAAACAAGCACUUGGCAAUGUACUGUAUUGUUAUAAAAAUUCGUAUAAAAACUAAUAACUCGAGGUCUUUUACAAUGCUCAGAUUCUUAUAAAUAUCGAAAGAAAAAUUCGUACUAGCAGUACCGAUCAAAAUGUGCGCCGUUAAAGUUUUUCUAUUUUUCUUAGCUAGUGCUUGUGUUUCUGACGCCUUGUACCUCAAUUACCCCGAAGAAGCUACAUCGUUCGUCGAAAAAGAAACGGUACCAAUUUACGAGAAAGCGGUACCACUGUACGGAAAACCAGUAGUGCCCCUGUAUGGAAAAGCAGCAUUGCCACUAUAUGAAAAACCAAUAGUACCAUUCUACGGAAAAGAAGUACCACUUUAUGAGAAACCAAUUGUACCAGUCUACGGAAAAGCAGAGGUACCAAUUUACGAAAAACCCGUAGUGCCUCUCUAUGGCAAACCAGCGGUGCCUUUAUACGGUUAUGAGGGCGAAGGCGGAUACGCAUACCCCAAGUACCAAUACAGUUACGGGGUGCAUGACCCCCACACUGGUGACCAUAAAGCCCAAGAGGAAAUCCGUGAAGGUGAUGUAGUCAAGGGUUCAUAUUCACUUGCCGAACCUGAUGGUACCAUCAGGGUGGUUAAGUACACGGCUGAUGAUCUUAAUGGGUUCAAUGCCGUCGUGAGCAAAGAAGGACAUGCAGUACAUCCGGUUCCGGUUGUGUACAAGAAGCCUCUCAUUGUUCCGGUGAAGCCCUACGUCGCCGAACCCAUUUAUGGGCAUUAUUAAGCUUUAAGUUGAAACUGUACAUUUCAAUGAGAAAUAAAGAAGUACCAAAGCGA
This is a messenger RNA of Tribolium castaneum (red flour beetle), 829 nucleotides long. Its product is annotated as cuticle protein 7. The transcript is spliced from 3 exons. Gene Ontology annotation, cellular component: extracellular matrix. NCBI's taxonomy places the organism in Eukaryota, Metazoa, Arthropoda, Insecta, Coleoptera, Tenebrionidae. Bases 135 to 776 code for a protein of 213 amino acids. The record is from RefSeq and is a predicted model, not a curated record.